Molecule: messenger RNA, 1739 nt
Organism: Microdochium trichocladiopsis
Lineage: Eukaryota; Fungi; Ascomycota; Sordariomycetes; Xylariales; Microdochiaceae
Product: nucleotide-diphospho-sugar transferase
Exons: 4
Coding region: 271-1608 (445 amino acids)
Biological process (GO): biosynthetic process
Cellular component (GO): cytoplasm
Molecular function (GO): transferase activity
Source: RefSeq, a predicted model, not a curated record
UGGGAAUUGGCGGCAACUUAUUGGCCCCUCACCGCCCAGCCCGCCCCCGAAACCACGACGCUACUCGCGGACGGCAAAGGAGACACAUUUCUGGGGGGAAGCUCUCUGGCGCCGACCACAUCCUAAGACCUGUCUAGCCUCGUCCCCUUUUGCCUCCAGCAGAGUCCCGGCACAAUAUCCAAGAUCAGCCUCCCGGGAUCUUGCCAUUCGUCAAUCUUGCUCCGGCAACACCUCAAGCACACGCCGUCACCCAUUUACACCAACCUCACGAUGCCUGCAGGUGGGCUCCAGGUUCCUGUUCGCGAGAAGGCCGGCCUCGGUGCUGGCAAGGGCACCAAGGCUAUCAUUCUGGUCGGUGGUCCUUCCAGAGGUACUCGGUUCCGCCCUCUUUCUCUCGACGUCCCCAAGCCUCUUUUCGAUGUCGCCGGUCACCCCAUCGUCUGGCACUGCCUCACGGCUAUCGCCAAGGUCCCGUCGAUCCAGGAGGUCAUCAUGAUCGGAUACUAUGACGAGUCCGUCUUCAGAGACUUCAUCAAGGACGCCGCGCACGAGUUCCCCAACCUCCCAAUCAAGUACCUCCGCGAGUACCAAGCCCUGGGCACCGCUGGUGGUCUGUACCACUUCCGCGACGUUAUCCUCAAGGGCCGGCCCGAGCGCAUCUUUGUCCUCAACUCGGACGUGUGCUGCUCGUUCCCGCUCAACGAGAUGGCCCAGCUCUUUGACGACCGGGACGCCGAGGCUGUGAUUCUGGGAACACGCGUUAGCGAGGAUGCCGCGACCAACUUUGGCUGCAUCGUAUCCGACCAGCACUCCCGCCGAGUCCUCCACUACGUCGAGAAGCCCGAGAGCCACAUCUCCAACCUCAUCAACUGCGGCGUCUACCUCUUCAGCACCGAGGCCAUCUUCCCUAGCAUCAGGACGGCCAUCAAGCGGAGAACCGAGCGCCCCCGCCUCGUCUCGUACCCGUCGUCCGAGAACCUCGAGUCCAGCUUCAUGGCCGACGACGACGACGAGGAGAAGAAGAACGAGGUCAUCCGCCUCGAGCAGGACAUCCUCGGCGACAUGGCCGACAGCAAGCAGUUCUACGUGUACGAGACCAAGGACUUCUGGCGGCAGAUCAAGACGGCGGGCUCCGCCGUGCCCGCCAACGCGCUGUACCUGCAAAAGGCCGCUCAGACGGGCUCCCAGGAGCUCGCGAAGCCCUCGGCCAACAUCAUCUCGCCCGUCUUCAUCCACCCGUCCGCGCAGGUCGACCCGACCGCCAAGCUCGGCCCCAACGUCUCCAUCGGGCCCCGGGCCGUCAUCGGCCCCGGCGUCCGCGUCAAGGAGUCCAUCGUCCUCGAGGACGCCGAGAUCAAGCACGACGCCUGCGUGCUCUACUCGAUCGUCGGCUGGAACAGCCGCGUCGGCGCCUGGGCCCGCGUCGAGGGCACCCCGACCCCGGUCAACAGCCACACCACCAGCAUCGUCAAGAACGGCGUCAAGGUCCAGAGCAUCACCAUCCUCGGCAAGGAGACCGGCGUCGGCGACGAGGUCCGCGUGCAGAACUGCGUCUGCCUCCCCUUCAAGGAGCUCAAGCGGGAUGUUGCCAACGAAGUCAUCAUGUAAAGACGCUCAGUGGUCGGGAUCAGUACAUGCGGUUGAGUGCACAUAAUGCACGCGUCAAUGAAAAGCAGCCCCUUCGACAGAUAGAUAUUUUUUAUGAGCGAAAAAGAAUAAUAAAAAGACUCGAGUUUCAA